Messenger RNA from Psilocybe cubensis, 4137 nucleotides. RefSeq lists its product as uncharacterized. The record is from RefSeq and is a predicted model, not a curated record. Lineage: Eukaryota; Fungi; Basidiomycota; Agaricomycetes; Agaricales; Agrocybaceae. The coding region runs from base 1 to 4137 and encodes 1378 amino acids. The transcript is spliced from 4 exons.
AUGUAUCCAGGUCAAUUCAAUAUUCCAACGACUUCUCCAGCCAUCGGUGCCAAUUCCAAUGAUCCAGCACCUUCAAGUUGGCAAGGCUAUUUUCCUGACAUGCACCUUCAGAUGUAUGCGUCCCCGAUGUCUAUUGCAUAUCAAAACCUUUCCACACCCAUGAUGCAGCCCAAGCGAGGGAAUUCUUUACCCGCCCCUCCAGUUUCUUACCCUUCGACUCCGAUGCACGCAUUGCAACCAAUGACACCCUCGCAAUCAGUUCCACAAUCAUACCAUACACUUCCGGAUUCAAUGAGGCCGACUAUGACGCCAGGGAGGAUCAUACAGCCCGGAUUGCCCACAGCACAACAACAAGAAUCGAAUUCCAACACUACUCCAAUCGUUCCCAUCAAUCCAUACCCAAUGCAGCCGGUCACAGAGACAAAAGAAGACGCGUUUGUCGCGUCGGACCCAUACCAUCCACAGAAAUCAACACAGGGCGCAAAGGAAAUUUCAUCGUUUGACGAGGUCGAAAUGCCCGGUCCUCCGCGUUUGGGCUAUUAUGCACCGGCAAACACCAGUCUGGGACAUCCGACUCAAGCUAGUGCUUAUGCAUAUGCUGGUGGACGCCCUCAGGACAGGCCAGGAAGCUCGAGUCGGCCUACGGCUCUUCCCACGAAGACGGGAAAGGAUAUUGCAUCAUUCGACGAAAUCGAAACGCCCGGCCCAGCUCAGAAUAAAAGUUCUAUUGUACAGGGUUUUGCCCCAAUAUAUGGGCCUCAAGUCGCGUCGUACGGAUGGCCAAAUGGACGCGUCUCCGAUACGCCGGGAAAUAUGGCGUAUCCUUUGGAACAAGAUGGAGGUUGGGGAUUACCGGCUGCAUCAGGCUCGUACGCAUCGCCAGCGUGGAGGACGGCAUCCGAAUCUGGUAAACAACGGAGGUCUACUUACGGUUCAAAUUUUAAUAUAAAUACUCAGCAUCCACCGACGCCGGCUUUAGGUCAGGAGGAAGAUGAGAGGAACUCGUCAAAAUACACUGGAUAUCUAACAACUCCGUCAUUAGGGUAUACUUCGCUUCCCACUGUUCAAACAUAUGAGUCAGGCUGGCCUACGCCGCUGGCGAUGACGAAGACCAAAGCCAAUGACGAUCCAUCAUCAAGGAUAUCUAGUUGGGGCACUUACCCUGGUCGUACACCUUCUACCCCAUACUCUACCUCCUACAGUACCCCAGCAAUACCUUCACCAUCUGGAUGGGGCUCAGAGUAUGAAGCAGAUUAUUCACCUUCAGCGACACAGACCCGGGGCAAUGAAAGCGACCUGGGAAGUUCUUCCAAAGCCAACAUAAAAAUGCCAGAGCCUCAGAUACCCCAAAUACUGCCACCUAGGCUUGGUAGUUCCCUCGAAACAACGGGUCCGAUGCCAGUGCCUCAUAUUCCCCAAAUAAUCCCCUCUAAUCGUCAUUCUCCGUUACCUAAUUUGUCGGAAGUACCCAACGUUGGGGAGAAAACUAAUCACGAUCAUAGUAUAAUGCCCUCACCUGCGCAGCAUGCUUCCGUAUCCGUACAAACCAGUCCAAAGGAGGAUGCGCCGGAAGACGUAGUCUCUUUAGACAAUGAAUUAUCUCCAAUCCAACCUAACGAAGAACCUUUGGUCAGCACACUGCCCUUAGAUUCGCCAACGCCAAAUCGUAAUGAAAUUGAUGGGAUACCAACUUCUAUUCCAGCUCGUUCAUCAGAAGAUGAACGCCUUAGUUCAAUUAAUGAACAUAUCAUGGCAAGUAUAGGAGGGGAUAAUGAAGAAAAUUCUCCGAACUCAGCGAAGCCUACGCGAACUCCUUCACCUCUCCCAGUUCCAUCGAAAUCUACAAUAACGAUGCCUAUUCCUCAAAUUCCUUUAAUUGUUCCACCACGUUGGUAUAAUGCGACCAGGCCUGAUCCCCCAGACUUGUCUGCUCCUGAACAUGCUUCGAACCACUCAUCUUCAGAAUCUAUAUCUAAACCUGAACCAUCUUCUCCUGCCAAGUCCUCUUUUUCAUCGUGGACCAUGCCAUCGCUACCGUCAGCGUCUGUUCCGUAUGUACCUGACAUAACCCUCAAACCUUCUGUCUGGACAAGAGCGAAGAAUUUCUUCCGCUGGCCCUUCAAUGAGAGCAAACCACUCAGCACAAAGCCACAAUUUGCACCCAACCCCAUACAGCCUCCUUUUGUCGCUCCUUAUAUCCUGCCUCCACCUCCUGUGCCCAUGGUUAUACGAUAUUCGAAGGAACCUUCAAUUGACAUGACUAAAUUGGUCGUCAAUUUUGUCACCGGAACGGUACCAAGACAGGUCUAUCUACACUUUUUACUUCGUCUGCCAUCCCUUUAUUUCAGUCGCGUUGCCCGCAUUUUUGAGGAAGCCGAUCUGACGCUUCCUGAAAUCAAGAAAAUGGCGCUUGAGACUGCUUCGACAGCGAAAGGACCAGUUGACUUGCAAAUCUUUGAAUCGUCGAACAUGCCGCUGCCAUAUACUCGGCUAAAAUCGACUUGGGAAGGGUUCAUCGAUUCAGUGAUGAGGGAAUGGAAAACGUUCAACAUCAUAUCGCUCAUGGCUUUCACACAUAGUGCGAUCCUGACCAUCCUACAAAUCGACACCGCAGCGGAUGAUCCUAUUACGAGAUAUACUGCAAUUGCGUCUUUGAUCUGCGCUUUGAUCAGUCUUCUUUUUGGAUGCAUGUAUAUUAUAAGAUUCGGGACUAUGCGUAAAACUUAUAAAGCAGCUGAAUGGGCACUGGAAGCCAAGAAAACUAAAACCGUGAUUUGGUGGAAUGUGUGGGUAUUGUUGGCCAUGCCAGCCAUUUGGUUAACCUGGUCAAUCAUUUUGUACAUUGCAUGCACCAUGUCGUUUGUCUGGCGAACAAGCUCGCAAAGCGAUUCAAAUCCUAUAGUCACAUCAAAGACCGCACUUCUCACUGUCCGCAUUGUCAUCAGUUCAGUUUUAGGUCUGGGCAUAAUUUAUGGCGGACUUAUUCUGAGCACUUUCAGUCGAUAUGGGUCUGCCAUGGAUAAAGCCUGGAAAAAGAGGGUUGAUAAUUGGAUUGUGGAAAAAUAUGGUCUGCAAAGCCAGGGCGGGCAAUAUAUACCCAGCCAGCAGUACCCGUCGUCCUAUUACCAUACACCAUACAUCAGACCUGGUACAACGCCCCUACCUCCCGGAUUAGCACCCGAAUAUUACACACCAUAUGUUCAGCAACCAGGCGGUCCCUUACCCACUGGAUUCGUUCCCCAGACUUUUGGCUAUCCCUUCCAAGGAAGUACUCCGUAUGCAACACCUACGCGAUUGCCCCCUUCUGGACAGUAUAUGCCAUACAUUCCCUCUGCUAACAUCCCUGCUUAUCAACCCUCUGCACCUUAUACACCCUUUAUUCCUCCCGUUGGCUUCCCUUCCUAUGGGUAUUAUCCCCCUGCUGUUCCUUCUUAUCCGCCUUCGCCUACAAUUCCACCCGUUAUCCCUCCGGUAUCUUCUACACCAUUUAUUCCUCCCCUCGAAACUCCCAGCUCGAGUCCAGCUGAAUCUUAUGACGAACAAUUUUUCAUACCUAAUAACUUACACUCUGGACAAAGCAGCGGCCCCCGACGCACAGAUAGCGAUGAUUGGACCCAUCAAAACAACCAGCGACGCAGUUCGACAAACGCAUGGAACUACAGCAACGAGUGGGAUUACAGUACUCCGAAUCCUUCGACCCGACUUGGACAAUCCACGUCCUCGUCGGAUAUGGACAGCGUAACUCGGACAAACACACAACAUAAUGCUGGCCCAAUCCCAGAUCAUAGCAGUCCGAGCACCAGCAUACCGACGGAUCGCCCACCGGUUGGUUCUAAUUCCACCUCUGGGCGCCGAAGACGUACAAGACCCACUGUUUCUACCUCAUCUCCCACUUCUUUACCUACAGGCAUGACCAGUGCAGAUGCAAAUGGUACAUCCCCUGACGUGAACACACUCUCGCCUCUUGCAACACCUGCGAGUGCCCAUGUCACUUUCCGGUCGCCACUGGUUUCAGAAUCUGCACCGCGAAACCAGGAAGGGCCAGGGCACACAGUUCGGACAUUGAACACGGAUGAUGAUUCUGCACCAAACAUUCUAGACUUUGCUCAGAGAUCAAACGUCUCCUCUCCACAAUAA